Messenger RNA from Ectocarpus siliculosus, 1752 nucleotides. The record is from the annotation of a GenBank genome assembly. Lineage: Eukaryota; Phaeophyceae; Ectocarpales; Ectocarpaceae.
AUGGCGCCUUUCGUGUCGACUGCGGCCGCACUGCUAGCGCUACUCGUGCUGUUGUGCAGCAUUGUGAUGGCCGCUACGCAGGUUGCUGGAACAGAGCGUCCCCCCCCCACGUAUGGCCCUGCUGCUGUUGCGGCGGGCGGAGCAACACCCGUGCGCCCCGGUUUGGAUCAACUUGGGCAAAAGGUGAAGGUUGACGUCUUCCUCGGCCUCGGUUGCGAGAAGAGCGCCAGGGCCUGGCCGGUACUCAAGAGGGCCGCUAGCGACCAGCGGAACAGCGUGGACUUCGUGUUCCACAUCCUGCCACUGUCCGACGACCCGAUCGUCUACUCUGCCGCAAAGGCGGCGCAAGUUCUCCUGGCCUACGCCGGCGAAACGUCUGACGGCGUUGAGGGCUUCGUGGACCUGAUUUUCCUCGGGCAGGAGGCCAUCCAUGGCGACCAACAAGGCAUGGACCUCACCGUCGAUGAGGCGCGAGACAUAAUUGGCGACUGGCCUCUGUCCUUCUCGAGCAUUCCCGCAGACGUCUUCCACAGCGCCAUGCGGGACCCGUUGUUUGACCCGAUCGUACUCGGAGACCUCGGGAACAUUUUCACGGCCGCUGUGUCCGGCACCCCGUCCGUCGUCCUCAACGGCAACUUCAUCAUGCUGCUGUGCGGGGACAGGGGGCUAAGGGACUUCCAGAUGUUCCUCGAGCACUUCCAGAUCGAGGACAGCGGCAGCGGCAUCCGCGGCGGCGGCGGCGGCUCAGCCGUUUUCGGUUUGGACGACAAGUGGGGCAGCGCGUGGCCGAUGUGGCAGAAGAUGGAUCAGGAGAUUGGGGACGCCUACCAGGACAUGCUGGCGGAGCAGCAGCAGCAGCAGGAAAAGCUGCGAGAGAAGGAGGAGGCGGGGGAAGGAUGCGGAACUGUCCGGGAGGGGCUCCGAUCCCCUACGUCUUCACGCCCUUCUCCUCCUUGGCUGUCGAGCAGUUUCGAGUAUUUUGCCUCCUCGUGGUCAACGUCCCACGAACCCAUCCCCCCUGCCGUCACGAAAGAUCAAGCCGGGGGCGCGGGGACCGGGGAUGGGGGAUGGGACGUCGAAGCAACAACAAGUUCGUCCUCCGCGUCGGCGGGUCAUGCCGACGUCCCACCGUCAAAAUCACUGUCGCCGUGGUCGUCCGUGUCUGAGUCUUGGUCGUCAUACGAGGCUUCUCUCUUCGAGGCCCUGGAUGAGCGCGCCGCGCUCUCGGAGGAAGCGGCGGCGGCAGCGGCGGCGGCCUGGCGAGCCACGGGAGGAGGAAGCAGGCUCGAGGAGGAGGAGGGGGAGGAGGAGGAGGAACAGGGACGGAGCUUCAGGGGUGAAGAGUCGAGCGUCUUCACCGGUUCCCAUGACGCAGGCAGCGAAGGCGGUGGCGGCGGUGGCGGCGACGGUUCUCCCCCCGAAUAUGUUUUCGCGUGGUUCGAGGCGGAAGAAAGGUUGGGUGCUGGCACUGAGGGCCCUGGGAGCGGGGGUGCCGGAGGGAUACGUGAGGACGUCGUCACCGAAGGUUCGGUGUCCAAAGCGGAGGUGGAAGACGCGGCGGCGGCGGCGGCGGCGGUGAUGGAGGCCGAUGCGGGAAUCUCGGGAGAGGACCCCGUGGCAUUUUUUUCCAGCGAUGCAUGGAUUUUGGACCAAUCUGAAGCAGUGGAGAGGGAAAAUAAGUUCGAGACUCGGGUUGAGGAGACGGGGUUCGGUGCUCAAGAGGCCAUCGAGACCCGCGAACUGCGGCAGUGA